AUGGGUAUUAUAGGUUUAUCUAAGUUAAUUGCAGAUAUUGCACCGCAAGCUGUGAAAGAAAUGGAAAUCAAGAAUUAUUUUGGUAGAAAAGUGGCUAUUGAUGCCUCUAUGAGCUUAUACCAGUUCCUAAUUGCCGUAAGGAGUGAAGGUGCACAGCUCACCUCUGUUGAUGGCGAAACGACAUCACAUUUAAUGGGUACUUUCUAUAGGACGAUUCGUCUGGUAGACAAUGGCAUUAAACCAGUAUAUGUAUUUGAUGGUAAACCUCCUGAUAUGAAAUCCCAUCAAUUAAACAAAAGAGCAGAAAGAAGAGAAGAAGCUGAAAAAGAGCUCCAAAAAGCCACAGAAGCAGGCGAUAAAGCAUCAAUAGAAAAAUUUAAUCGUCGUCUGGUCAAAGUAACAAAACAGCAUGGGGAAGAGGCCCGUCAGCUACUAAAGUUGAUGGGAGUGCCUGUAGUAGAAGCCCCAUGUGAGGCUGAAGCUCAGUGUGCUGCUUUGGUAAAAGCUGGCAAAGUGUUUGCGGUGGCAACAGAAGAUAUGGACGCUUUGACGUUCGGUGCUAACAUACUUCUUCGACACUUGACCUUCUCAGAGGCUAGAAAAAUGCCAGUCCAAGAGUUCCAUCUGGACCAGGUGUUAAGUGGAUUGGAGUUAAAUCAUAAUGAGUUCAUAGACCUGUGUAUCCUGCUGGGAUGUGAUUACUGCGAGUCUAUCCGCGGUAUCGGGCCCAAGCGCGCCAUAGACCUGGUCAAGCAGCACCGCAGUAUAGAGGAAGUACUCCGUAACAUAGACACCAACAAGUACAGUCCCCCGGAGAACUGGGCAUAUGAGAAUGCUCGGAGACUGUUCUUGGAACCUGAAGUUGCUGAUGGAAAUGAUAUAGAGCUAAAAUGGACAGACCCAGACGAAGAGGGGCUGGUGAAGUUCCUCUGCGGGGACAAGCAAUUCAGCGAAGAACGCGUCCGAAACGGUGCCAAGAAGCUGAUGAAGGCGCGUUCCGGCUCCGUGCAGGGGAGGCUCGACGGGUUCUUUAAGGUGUUAUCAACAACGCCCAACCCGAAGCGAAAAGCGGAAGAUAAGAAGAAUAAUGCUAACAAAAAAGCUAAAACCGGCGGCGGCAGGGGACGGAAACCUAAG
Brenthis ino (lesser marbled fritillary) is the source of this 1137-nucleotide messenger RNA. NCBI's taxonomy places the organism in Eukaryota, Metazoa, Arthropoda, Insecta, Lepidoptera, Nymphalidae. The record is from the annotation of a GenBank genome assembly.